Molecule: messenger RNA, 2125 nt
Organism: Daphnia magna
Lineage: Eukaryota; Metazoa; Arthropoda; Branchiopoda; Diplostraca; Daphniidae
Product: neuroglobin
Exons: 3
Coding region: 638-1249 (203 amino acids)
Molecular function (GO): heme binding; oxygen binding
Source: RefSeq, a predicted model, not a curated record
GGCUCAGUCACGAAUGUGUCUUAGUCCUCUAUGAGAUGGUAGCGGCAGCACAAGACGCGCUAAUAACGUGCAACUAAAAAGAAAACAAAAAAAUCUUAAUCGUCAUCUCCGAAGGAAAAAAAAAACAAAUUGUGGAUUUCGCGGUUCGUUCAAUUCGCAAUUGUUUACGCAAAUUUGCUGUUUUCUUGGAAAUACCUUUAUUUAAUUUUUUUUCAUUUGAUUUUGUGUUGAAAAAAAAAUAUUUUGUGCGUGACGAGUGAGCGUGAGUCCCGCUUUUUCGCAAGCCAUAGUGUGGGGCAGCUGUGUGUCAAGUGCUGCGUGACGUGCGCAGGUGCUGUGCAUCCGCAUUCUGAAAAUAAAAGUCUAUUUCUUUUGAAAAUCGACAGUAUAACUCACAUCUUUUCAUCAAGCAAAGUUUCUACACGUGUCUGUGUCGCGUAAAAAGAAAAGUGCAAAAACGACAAGAGUCUUGAUUAGCGGCAAAAAAAAAUUAGAGUUGGUUGCCAACGUCGUGCUGUCUGUGAUUGACUGUCUCUGUGUGUUACAAGGGGAAGAUUGGAAAACUUGGCAGAAAAGGCAGGAGGGGUGGGUACCACCCGAUUCAUCAUCAUCAUCGUCACGAAAUUAUCUGUCAUCAAUGGGUUGUGUUCAGAGUCAAUCAAACGGGCAAACGUCCAAGGACAAAGGAGCUGCUUCAGUCAUUGGUGACAACAACGGACAAGGUGGAGCAUCAGCCGCCCAAGUUGACCCUCGUUUACCGCUCAAUGCCCGUCAAAAAUAUUCGAUGUUGGCUUCCUGGAAAGGCAUCAGCCGGGCACUUGAACCCACCGGCGUCUACAUGUUUAUCAAACUGUUUGAAGAGCACAAAGAAUUGCUGAGUUUGUUUACGAAAUUUCAUCAGUUGACGACAAGAGACGAGCAGGCGAACAGCGAAGAAUUGGCUGAACACGCGUCGUCUGUUAUGAGCACGUUGGAUGAAAGCAUCAGAUCGUUGGACAAUGUCGACACGUUCCUGCUCUAUCUCCAUCAGGUCGGCCAAUCCCAUUACAAAAUCGAAGGUUUUCAAAAAGAAUAUUUCUGGAAAAUCCGCAAUCCGUUCCUGGAGGCUGUCAAGAUGACGCUAGGCGAUCGUUACACGGAAAACAUUGAAAACAUUUACAAAGUGUCGAUUAAUUUAGUGAUUGAAACGCUAGUCGAAGGCUAUGAAAAAGCGCAGCAACAACAACGACAAGCAGCUCCUUCUUCGUAAUUGAAAUUACUGUGGCGAGCUUACACACAUCUUCAUCUGGUCAUCGUUCAUCUCUUUAACACCGUCCGGUCAUCCCCUAACAUCUUCGUUUUUGUUUUUGUUCUUUUAAUAUCAUCAAAAGUGCAGCAUCAUUUGUGUAUACCGUAGUACCUUUAUUUAAAUUACAGACGUCUAACUGCUCGUCGAAACAAAUUGAAGCAGUCAUCAGUUGAGAGAGAGAGCAAACUAUACAAUUUAGAUUGUAAUAAUUCUAUAAUAUCCUCGCAGCCAAUGACGCAAUGUGUGAGGACUUGACCACAUUUCUUGUAAACAAUUUUCUGAAUUUUCAGUUGCUUUGUGUGUGACGAUGAAAUCUUGUCGUAUAAAUGAUUGUUUAAUGGCAAACGGGAGGAGACAUGCAUUUAUUAAGAACCUAUUUGUAUCGUGACGAUAAGAAAAUGGACGAACGCCAGUCAACCGGAGCACUCGAAAAUGAAUAGAAAUUUGAAAAAAGGAAAUGAAAAAUCAAAUUGUAUGCGCGUGUCCACGCAUUUUGUACAUACAGAAAUGUGGCUCAAAAAAAUAUUCUUAGUCAACCUUUUUUUUCUUUCUUUCGUUUACGUGAUGCAGUAUGCAGAUGGUUGUCGACAAACGAAAAAGAGUCUAUAUAUGAAUUCAAAUGUUUUUCUUGAGUUCUUAUUAUCGUGGAAUUUAUUAUUUAGCCCUUUCUGCUGCACUGAUGUCUUGAUAUAACGCUGCUGUAAAUAUAUUUUGAUUAGUCACCAUAUAACAGCACCAGCCAAAGAAUAUUUUGUUUUGAGGUUGUUUUGUCUCAUUUUCUAUACAUGUACAUUAAACUUUAUUCUAUAGGCCGCCUAUACACAAACAACUGUCUCA